Molecule: messenger RNA, 4462 nt
Organism: Anarrhichthys ocellatus (wolf-eel)
Lineage: Eukaryota; Metazoa; Chordata; Actinopteri; Perciformes; Anarhichadidae
Product: sodium- and chloride-dependent taurine transporter-like
Exons: 3
Coding region: 2333-2797 (154 amino acids)
Biological process (GO): amino acid transport; taurine transmembrane transport; sodium ion transmembrane transport
Cellular component (GO): cell projection; plasma membrane
Molecular function (GO): taurine:sodium symporter activity; gamma-aminobutyric acid:sodium:chloride symporter activity
Source: RefSeq, a predicted model, not a curated record
ACAAAAAACCUUUCUUUGAACAACAUGUUUCUUUACCAUUUAAAACGGUUAAACAAAAUAAAGUCCAACAAACCCAACUUGUCUGUGAUUUGCACUAAGACUGUGAGAUCUUAUUCUCACUUAGCUCCAUCAUUGUUCAGUUCUUUGUUCAACUAUUUUCUUCAGUCUGAAGCCUUCCUGCAUUGUGAGACCUCCUCUGUCAUUGCUUCUCAUAUGAGAUCUGGCAGAGCUGGAGAGCUUCUCUUUGUCAGAGAGGUAGUCCUCCACUUUGGCUCCUCCCACAUUUUUACUCCUCUUCAGAUAGUCCUUUAUCUUCUCCAUGCUGUAGUCUCCAGAGCUCCUACGGCUGCCAUCCCGGUGUUUAGAGGGCUCACUUUCAGUAGCAGCACCCUCCUCCAGACUGGACUCAGAAUCCUCUUCCAGACUUGACUCAGAAUCCUCUUCCAGACUGGACUCAGAGUCUUCCUCCAGACUGGACUCACACUCUGCUGCUCUUCCACUUUCUUUCGUUGCCCCUUUCUUCGACUGUGAGCUUCCGCUGUCUCCUCUCUGUUUCCUCUUCAGCUGAGGGGCUUUGAGCUGCUCCUCGUCUGCUUCCAUGUCCACCUCACCACCUGUCUCCACCUGUCCUCCAGUACUCUCCCUCACCUUCUGGACCUCACUUGCCCCGUCCUUCAUUACCUCUUGUCCUACACUUUCCCUCUCUUCUCUCACCUCCUGUACCCCACUUGUCUCCUCCACCCUCACCUCCUGUGCUCCACUUGUUCCCUCCUGUCCGUCCUGCUUGUCCCCUCUGCCCUCCUCAGUACCUUUCUGGUUCUGGUCUUUAUUUGAGCCAUUUUCCCCAGGACAAGCUCUACUCGGAUGUCCUUCUUUUCCACAACUGAAGCAUUUAAAAUCAUUAGUCUUUGCAAAGAUGACAUAGUCAAAGUCCUCUACUGUGAUUUUGAAACUGAGGUUGACCACCCUGCUCCUGUCGUUGGGGAUCAUGAGGACAUGUCUCCUGUGAGACACCACGUGCUUUAACAGCGGAGACUUAAAGCCAGAGGACACUCUCCUAACCGGAGAUACUACUUUCCCAUGUUUGGACAGCUCUUUGAUUAUGGCAUCGUUUCUUAUGAAUGGUGGCACGUUAGACACAGUGACUUUCACUUCCAGUGAGCUGAGAGGAUACGUGGAAGUGUUCACCCACCUCGAUCCUGUGCUGCAACACCACCUCCGCAGUUUCUAUGGUAUCUAGAAAGAUGACCACAGCGCUGUUCAUCCACGCUGCGGACUUCACGUGGCUGUGGCCAACAAGCGCACCCACUGCCAAGCUGCAUUCCUCCACUGAACACCCGAAACGCGGCGGGAUCUUCACGCCGCGUUCCCUGGUUAACUCUGUCAGGCUCAUGGUGGCGUUUAGCACGCCGACAGCACGCGCUGCCCGGCUGCAAUCCGCUCACAAAAAAAGACCCAAAAAACAGCUAAAAGCACACAAACAAAACCGUGAACCCUACACACCCCACUACACUAUCAUAUACAACAUUACCCAGUGAAGAAAAAUAUCGAAAGAUCGCUAUUUAUCGCUCUCAAACACGCUCCGCCAACUCCGCACUCCUUCCACUCAGAGAGACAGAAAGAGACAGAGAGAGAGAUACAGACAGAGACACAGAGAGAGAGAGUAAAGAGACGCCUCUCCUUAUUAGGAGUUGUUAUACCGUUGAUACUGUACUUGUUUACAUUUCGCAGAUAACAAACCGCAUGUCGUGAAAAGAACGGAGGGGGGGGCCAAAAAAUGUCCAGUAAUGCCAGAGAUUUAUCGCAGAAUAUGUGUGUGAAAAAAACAUUUGUUCUCACACAAAGAUGCUUUUCAUAUUUUAUUGCUUUUUGAAAGAAAGGAAGAAAAAAAGCUCUAAAACUGUCAAUGCUGCCUUCAAGAUCAUGAUUCAAAGCCAAAGCUCAGUGUUGGAGUGGCCUCUGACUUGUCCUCUGCGUCUCCAACAUGAAUGUGUGUGUGUGUGUGUGUGUGUGUGGGUGUGUGUGUGGGUGUAUGUGACACAUACUCACCCCCUCCACCACUUGGCUGUGUGUGUGUAUGUUUGUGGGUAGUGAGUAGGUUGGAAGUGGAAAUUUACAGUCUCCCAUGUUGGUACCUGAGUUGCCUGUCACAGCGAGGCAGUGCCCAAUCUCCACUUUGGAUUUAAUUGUCUUUAGCCAAAGGGGGCGGGCCAAAGGGGGGGGGGCAAAGGGGGAAGCUCAACUUCUUGUGAUCCAUGUUGGCAUAAAGGCGUUCAGUACAGAGGAAUGGUGACAGCUGAGAGAGAGGAACUCUGUACAUAGAAGGAAGGCCAUGAAGGAAAUCAUGGCACAAAAAGAGAAGCUCCAAUGCUUGAAGGACUUCCACAAGGACACCCUGAAACCUUCACCGGGGAAGAGUCCUGGCACGCGGCCCGAGGAUGAGGCCGAAGGCAAGGCUCCUCAGAGGGAGAAGUGGGCCAGCAAGUUCGACUUUGUCCUGUCCGUGGCCGGAGGCUUCGUCGGAUUAGGAAAUGUCUGGCGGUUCCCUUACCUUUGUUAUAAAAAUGGCGGAGGUGCGUUUCUCAUCCCUUACUUCAUCUUCCUGUUUGGCGGCGGCCUGCCGGUGUUCUUCCUGGAGGUCGCACUGGGCCAGUACACCUCAGAGGGAGGGAUCACCUGCUGGGCCAAGAUCUGCCCCAUCUUCACUGGUCAGUCCAAGCACGCAAACGCUGCACGUAUUCACACAUACAGAGAAACACAGCUCAAAUCAUCCCUCACAGGAUCAUUCAAUAUUUAACGCUGAGUAAGAGCAUCAUUUGCCAAAACGAGAAUCCCGCCCUGAUUUUCUUCCUGUUUCAGUCCAGUUUUCAUCUGUAUUCAACAUGCAUUCCCUUCCUAUGUAAUUGAACCAGUUUUACUUCAUUAGGCUGCUUUGUGUUAUGUGAAAGACACAGUAAAGAAGGAAUAUUACGACUCACAAUCAGCUUUAAGUAUAAGUUUAAAUUUGACAUGUUCAUGGCCAAGCAUGUUUGCACACACAGCGACUUUGUCUUUUUGAUUGGUGCUUAACAAUAAACACAGCGCAGUAGUACAAGACGUAAUUACAAAUAAAAAAAUAGGAACAUUUACAAUAAAAUAUGAUAAACAAACAACUAAAACAAGACUAUGUUAAAAUAAGUCUGUUAAGAGUUAAGUGUCUAUUUAAAGUGAAGAGUUGUUGAUGGAUGUGUACAUGUAAAUGUGUGUAGCUGUCCUGGGGAUAUAAGAGUCAAUAGAGGUAGAAAUAAUAAAAUAACAGUUUGGGACAAAAACAACAAAGCUGGACGAAUAAACGUAAAGCACAAACAGGACUGUUGUUUAAAACAAAAUGGUGUAAAUAUAAAGAUUAUAUACAUAAAAACACUAGUGACAAACAUUCAAAUAAGAAAUAAACGUAUCUAUCAUGGAGGAUGAAUGAUUUUUACAAACACACACACUUUUACGUAAAUCAUAAACACCACGCUCCAAAACACAAAGCCAUCCUUUUGUGAGUGUAACGAAUUGAUUGUGUUCUCGGUUACCGUUGAAACAGACCAGCGAAAGAAAGAAAGCCGCCUCGCGAUGGGAACAGCAGUGUUUUGUCUCAACUUAAAGGAUGUAUAAAUGCCGUGAUUGCGUUGUCAGUGUCAGGUUCUUUUGACCUGAGGUCACCCAUAAGCUACUGAUACUUUAAGACACUCAUAAGUACAUUGCGACCGUCCAUCUCUUGAGUGACAAGCCGCGAGGCGCCACGAGGCAGCGCGCCUUCAGCUGCCGCCGUCACGCUCUCGCUCGUGUUCACAAACACGACAUGAAAAGAGACAAAGCCGUUCCUUUUACCGGAUCUCCAGCAGCUGCUGACGGUCUCCGCUAUUCAGGGGGCGCUGAGGCCGCAGCACAAGACCAAUCACAAACCUCCUCAUUGUCGUCCCCCCCCCCCCCCUCCACACACACACACACACACACCCCACCUUCACACACACACACACACACACACCUGUCACAGCAUUGACUUGUCCAUCAGUUUGCAUUUGGUAUGUGGGAACGAGGCGGUGGGGGCGUCAGAGAUGAUGAGUUUAAAAAUACUCCCGAGCAGUUGAAGAGUACCAGGGAUUUCUGUGUCCAGGUUCGUGGCAAAGUCAUCUAAAAAUAGUGUUAAAACACUAAGGACAUUAUAACAGUAGAUAGCAGAGUCGAGCUCAGGACGUUGAUGAAGAGUUGGCUGUCAUUUGUGUUCGUGAUGGCUUUUAAAGUUGCUCGGCCAUAAUCUCCUGUAAAGAGUCAUUUACCACCAGGCUGAAAAUCUAUACCAGGGUCAGUAGUAGGAGUGGUUGUGUGUAGUCAGAAGUACACUUCUUCAUCACUGGAGCAAGGCCAACCUCCGGUUCUGAGAAGUGAAGCUUCAUGUGUUAAACCUGUAUUCUCUCUAAUGUCCACCAGGGGG